Molecule: messenger RNA, 3021 nt
Organism: Uranotaenia lowii
Lineage: Eukaryota; Metazoa; Arthropoda; Insecta; Diptera; Culicidae
Exons: 9
Coding region: 94-2868 (924 amino acids)
Source: RefSeq, a predicted model, not a curated record
ACAACAACAACAAAACCUUCAAAACGUGUGGAACUAUUAUUAAUCGAAAAAUACAGAUUUUUCAUGUAAUAAACGUAAAAUUGCUGUCCUAAUAUGAGUCUAGGAAUAGUGGCUAGCCUCACCGGUGAAAAUCCAUCCGUAAAAGAACUAUAUCAAUCAUGGCAGAAACUCUACUGGACCGACCGAGACUCCGGUUCCGUGGUUUUACUGCAAAUGUGCAUAGACCUCACCGGAUACAAAUACCGGAUGGUUUCCGAGGAACCGGAAAACAUUGAGAACUGGGCCGAUUUUGUAACCAACAAAAUCUUGAAGGCGGAUUAUGAAGAAGUAAGCAUUAUUGCAGAUUCAACAGUGCAGAGCGCUUUGCAUAAGUUCCUCGAGCUGUUGAUCGUCCAGGAUAGACGUCAGCUUUUACAAGAUAACAUUUGGAUGGUUAGAAUGAUCAAACUGAUGGUAGGGUUUUGCGAAUCUAACGACGACGUAUGCAAAAUGAUAGCCGGUUAUCUGAGCGCGCUUAUUCUGGCCCAUGUGGCCGUUGUACGUGAACAUUUCGAGAAAAGUGCUAAGCAUGAGCCUGAAAGAUCUUCGGAGCAAGAUCAGGAGUCACAUCAAAGGAAAAAGUUUUUACGCAGAACUGAAAAACUAUUGUUGCGUAAUUCGGUAGAAGGAUUCAGUUAUUCGAUGACCUUGCCACUGAUUGCAGAUAUCAUUUGUAAGCUUUUCGAAGCUUAUCCGAAUGUUUAUGUCUUAGACUGGAGUUUUCUCAAAGUUUUUGAGAUACUCUUACAACAUCGACACCUUAAAACGUUUUCACGAGUAGCCGUCUGUUUGCUUGAAUUGUUGGACGAUGAGAAACAAUCUGAAGUUGUAAUCGAGACAGUAGCCGCCUUUUUUGUUGAAUGUCUAGGUGGAAAAUGUGUCCGGGCAAUGGUAAAUUACAAAAGCCACGAACGUCAUGUCAUGGCUAUUGUUUCCAUUCUUCAAAAGAAAAGCAUUGGAGAACCAAUUUUUGACGAAGCAGUGUCUGAAGUUAUCCGUCAGCACAUGUUCCAUCGAGAUAAAGCUAUUCGAGACUAUGCCCUUGAUUUUCAUGCAUAUUCAAUGUGCACGCCCGAUGAAUCGCCAGAAAUGCGAAACAAAAUGCUCUUGUCAAUCCUUCAUUUGUACUCAAAAUACGACCACAGUGAGCAAAGUCUAAAGGUCCUGAUCACGGAUAUGUGGUCGCUUGAUUUCUUUCAAGAUUUUCAAUUUCUCUUCGAUUUGCUUCAUGAACAGCUGGCCAUCAAUGAGAAACUCUUUAUAUCCAUGUCUUUAGUUUACGUGAUUAAAAUCUGUUUCAAGCUUCUUACAGACGAGCUUCAGCAGAAUAAUUCUACUCAAUCGGUGAACCGCCCGCACCUGCAGAAGAUCCUUAAAACCUUCUGUCAUCAGUAUCCCGAAGCAUUGGAAACAUUUGGCAGUAGUGCUCACGAUAGAGUUUACCUCUCGUUGCUUUCACUGGCCAAUGCGAAAUUUCUAUUUCAACUGGAUAGAGAUAAAAUAAUUGAACAUUUUUUGGCUAAUCUAUUGUGCGCUCUGGAAAAAACGGCCAAGACUGCGAAGAAUUUUGACGUUCUGCAUGGCACGUUGGCUACUAUCCGUACCUAUCGGAAUAUCGUCGUCGACGUUGACUGUAUGUGGACCGAACUAUUGAGUACAUAUUUUGGGGAGUUGUGCGACCAGCGAUCAUCAUUUACUUCGCGAAACAUUGGCAAAGACGAUACUUUGAUUGGUGAUUAUGUUGUCAGCCUUUCGCGCAUGGCAGCCUUUCUCGAGCUGGAUACCAGCUUCGACGAGCAUAUGCCGGUGAUGCUCAAAAUUGUGACCAACGAUUUUCGAUUGCUCGAAAAAAUAGGCUUCUCUAAAAGUGAAACAGCCAUAUUCUAUCGAUUGUACAAAUGCGUCCUGGCGGGUCUGGUUCGCAUGUUGCAUCGCAGUGAUGGCAAUAAAAAUUCGUCGUCGGAAACGUCUGUUGACGCGAGUCUGUAUGUUGCGGUCCAACCGUUCGUGGGCGCAAAACUGAAGAAACGUUCCUCGGAUCUGCUUCACGUAUUGAUUAAACAACUGAAGCAAUACAAAGAUUCGCUUGCCGAUAGCGUCCACAUGUUUAUUAGUUUGUGCGACUGUUUGCUUCUCUUCCAGCCGAAGAUAAACGAUCUUGGCGUCGAGGGGUUGGAGGGCACCGGUUACAAUGUAAAAACUCCAUUGCUGGCAAUGAUGGCCAAAUAUCUACUCAACUAUCUGUUUGCCAUACAAUACGAUUGGUCAGAAAAUGCUGCUUACAAGCAGAAGCAGUUACUGGAUAAAUAUAUCCAGUUCUACAGUAUGCAUCACUCCCUGCCUCAAGUCACCGACACUCACUACAUAAUCGCCAAUUAUUCGGAGGAAACCCGGUUCGAAAAAGGCAUCGAACACCUAAUGGUAGCUAUUCAUCGCCGGGAUCCGUCCGGAUUUGCCGAGGUAAUCUGUAAAGCUGCAUUCAUGCUUCUGCAGCAGUACAUGUCGGAAACCAGUCUUAAGCGAUUCUUUAUCAAAUUUAAACUCUUUGCAACGACUAAAUUGGCUGGAGAUGAAUCUGUAAAAGUAAACAUAGUCAACGUAUUUUCUGAGGUGGUUGAAAAGAUUCUCAAGCAUUGGAUGGAUACCGCCGUUGACGCAAACCAUGGCGAGAUGUUGAAGCUGAUCGAACCGGUUUUGAUCCAUGUACCAGAAGACAAACGUUUAACAUUCGAACCUUUACUUCGAAACCAUGCUGAGUACGAGAAUAUUUCGGAAAUUCAACGAAAAUCGGUGCAUCGUUUCAUCAAAAAAUUUUGCCGUAGCAACUGAGAACUUUCCAAUGUGUAUACGGAAAUUGUGACAAGACUAACAAGACUGCAAUGGUGAAAAUUGAUGAUUUCAAACUCGCCUGUGAGUUGGCGGGGCACAAACUGGAUGUUCGCUCGGUGGCCGAAGGAAAGGGAUUUAUCGUUUCAGGUUCCC